Nakaseomyces glabratus is the source of this 1458-nucleotide messenger RNA. It is a transcript of the gene TIM50, whose product is annotated as protein translocase subunit TIM50. NCBI's taxonomy places the organism in Eukaryota, Fungi, Ascomycota, Saccharomycetes, Saccharomycetales, Saccharomycetaceae. Gene Ontology annotation, biological process: protein import into mitochondrial matrix. Gene Ontology annotation, cellular component: TIM23 mitochondrial import inner membrane translocase complex. The record is from RefSeq and is a predicted model, not a curated record.
AUGCUUUCUUUAUUCAGAUGUGCAGUUACCAGGGCACCACAUAUUGCAUCUAAGGGUAUUUCUGUUCAGAUAUCCAGAAAUCUAGCCAAUUCUCUAAUAGUACAGAACAAAAGAAGACUAAAUACAAAGUCUUACUUUUUACAGGAACAGAAGAAGGAUGACAAAAAAGCUCAAUCCAUAUUGACUGACGACCUGCUUUUCAAAGCUGGUAUUGAUGUAGAGGAAGGUAAGAAGGAAGGGCAACAAAAGCAACAUGAAACAGAAGAAGGUAAUGAAGAGCAACAAUCUGAAAAUUCCAGCAAUAAAAAAAGGAAAAGAAGGAUGACUUCUGCCGACAAGAAGAAAGAAAGAUAUGCUAAUUACUUUUACAUUUUCACUUUUUCAUCAUUAGCUGGUCUUGGCCUAUACAUGUGCAGAGACUGGGAGGAGAAUGAGGAUGAUGAAAUGAAAAAAGAUAUCGACAAUGGCUAUACACCUGACCUGAUGUACAAAAGAUUUAGAGCUAGAUUUAAUUCCGUUUUUACUUACUUCCAGGAGCCACCUUUUCCUGAUCUGUUACCUCCUCCACCACCAGCUCCAUAUCAAAGACCACUAACAUUGGUUAUUACUUUGGAAGACUUUUUGGUUCACUCUGAAUGGGAUCAAAAACACGGUUGGAGAACUGCUAAGAGACCAGGUGCUGAUUAUUUCCUUGGUUACCUAUCUCAAUAUUAUGAAAUUGUUCUGUUUUCUUCCAACUACAUGAUGUAUGCCGAAAAAAUUGCAGAGAAAAUGGACCCUAUUCAUGCUUUCAUAUCUUACAAUCUAUUCAAAGAACAUUGUGUAUACAAGGAUGGUGUCCAUAUUAAAGACUUAUCAAAACUGAACAGAGACUUAAAGAAAGUUAUGAUUAUUGACACCGAUGAAAACAGUUACAAAUUGCAACCUGAGAAUGCUAUCCCUAUGGACCCUUGGGACGGUAAAGCUGAUGACAAACUUUUGAGAUUAAUCCCAUUUUUAGAAUACAUGGCAACUCAACAAGUUGAAGAUGUAAGACCUAUUUUGAAGAGCUACCAUAAUAAGAGAGAACUUCCUGCUGAAUUUGAACAAAGAGUUCAAAAGUUGAAAAAUAAAUUUGAACAAGACCAGAAGAAGAAAAAUGAUAGCAAUUGGUUAUUAAAAUUGCUUGGCCUUGCUCCAGUAAUUAACGGUAUUGGUGGAGGCAACAAGUUCCCUCUAGAUAUGAUCAGAGAAGAAGGUGAAAAGAACUAUGUUAGAUUCAUGAAGUUGAUUGAAGAGGAGAAGGAAAAAAUGCGUAUCCAACAAGAACAAAUGAGUGGUCAAACUUUUACUCUAAAGGAUUAUGUUGAAGGUAAUAUUCCUACCCCAGAGGAACAGAUGAAGAUGCAACUUGAAAAGCAGAAAGAAAUUGACGCUCUCUUUGAACAAAAGAAAAAGGAACAACAAGCCAACAAAUAA